GGCCUAUUCCCUAUUGAAGUUGCUUUUGUCUCUGUCAAGAUAUUAAGUUAGCUCAGUUUUAUAAAAGCAAAAGUCAUUGUAUAAAAAUUAGUAGUCAAUCAUCUAGGCUAUUACAGUCGUCAAGUUAAUUGACUGGUUGCUUUCUGGGAAUGAUAACAUAUAUUGGUUUGAAAAGUCAUUGAAUUUAUCAAUUAUAAGAAACCAGUAAGAUAAAUUUUCAAAAGGAAUUUCUUUUGUCCAUCAUGUCCAAGAAAACUAAAUUAAUUCAAGAUUAUCUGUUUGAAUAUGAUAAUGUGAUAGUCUAACUUAAUACAUCAACUAAAACAAAUUUUGUGGAUAUACUGUAUAAACAACUUUUGCUGUUAAAAAUGUCUUCUAGUGAUUCAAAAAGUGAGACAAAACCCAAAUACAGAAAAACGCAUCCAGAAAUGCCUUUAGAUAUUUGGGUAGAGGAGAGGAAAAACAAAGAUAAUGUGAAAUUUUAUAAGUCAAGAAUGAGUUUAUCUUCCAAGUAUCCUCAAUUACGAGCUGAAGGUUUUGUCUUAUUCUUGCAGACAAAACCACAAGUAGAUCUGUUGAAAAAACACGGUGAAAAUCUUGUCUGCAUCGAUAAACAAAGCGGUGGCUAUUACGAAGUACUAACUGUUAUCAUAAUUGAUAAUUUAGGGCAUAGUUUCCCUUGUGCGUCUGUUUUCACUGACAGGGUAGACCAAGCGGUAGUGGAGGUCUGUUUUAGUGAGAUAAAGUCUGAAAUAGGAAACGUGAAGGUUCAAAUACUCAUGGCUGGCAAGGACCAAUUCAUUACUGAUACAUGGAAUCAAGUUAUCGAGCGACCAGAAAAAACUGUAAUUAGCUCAUGGGAGAUAUUCAAAGAAUGGAAAACAAAACUGAAUGACCUGGUGAAAAAUAAAAAUAAACAAUCAGUUAUACUUAAACAGCUGAAAUCUCUUCUAAAUGAAGAAGAAAAGGAAAUAUUCAAACAAGAGUCCAAUAAGUUGGUGUCCGAACUAAUAGUUGAUGUAGAAACGGUGCAAUUUGCUCUGUACUUAUCUGGAGACUAUUUUCAAAAUAUAAAUUCUUGGGCACCAUGUUUUUGCUUUGAGGAAAAUUUUAAAUUCGACUAUGAAAUGGAGAUUAUGCAUGAGACCUUUAAAAAUGUUUUGCGAGACAAAACUACAGGGAGACUCGAUAGAGCUUUAAACAACAUCUUGGAGUUGACGAGGAGUAAAGUGUACGACCGUUUACUGUUAAUGAGUGGUGGAAAAUCAAAACUGAACGCUUUGGCUCACAAACAUGAUUACGCUCAGAAACAGAAUUUCAGCAUAAUACAAAAGGAAAGUCACUGGAUCGUUGACACCUUGUCUGGAAAGAAAGAAAAGACAAAAAUCCGAUUCAGAGACAAAGACUGCAAAUGUGUACAGAAAUGUAAUGCCUGCGGAGUUUGUUCUCACGUGUACAUGUGUUCUUGUGCCGACUCAAGCGUAAGGUUAAACAUGUGUCGACAUAUUCAUGGCCUAUGUAUGCAUCUAACAACAGGUAAAAUUGAACUAUCCGUGAGCGAUAGUGAAGAGUCCGAUGUAGAAACUAAAUAUGUACCGGUAGUAAAGUCUAGAAAUAUAAAGACUUUAAAAAAAGACAAGAAGAUAACACAGCAAGACAUAUUACAUGAAACGAGAUUGCAAGAAACAGUAGUAGAAGAAACAGGAUUAGAAGAAACAGGAUUACAAGAAACAGGAUUACAAGAAGAUGGACAAGAAGAUUACAUUUACUGCCAGGUUAUUGAUGACUCAUUAUUAGUUUAUGAAAACGAGAGUGGAGUCGUCUAUACAUAUCAGCAGGAACAAGUGGGUGAAUGUCAAGUAGAAGUGGAAAGUGAUGUUCAAGAAACACAGCUAAAUACAGAACCAAGUUUGGACUCCAUGAAAUUGAACGUGGAACACAUGUUCAUGAGUAUGCUCGAUAGUGUCUCUAAUAAACAACAACUCAAGGAAAUUGAAAAUGCUUUACAUGAUGUGAAAGCUAAAAUGGAAGGAGUGAAAACUCAAAGAAAAAGCCGUAAAAGGCCAUCUGCAAAAGCGAUUCCUAGCCAUGAUUUACAAGAAAGUGUAAUAGAGGGCUUAAGAAAAAUCAAGAGUCCAAGAAAAAUGUUCAACAAUUAACCAUGUCAAAUUAUUUUGUAGAAAUCUCAAUCACCAACCAAUUUUACUUAAUGUGUUUAGUUUAUUUUAAGACGUCUUAUGCUGGCAAUUUAUGGAAUCGUCUACCACUUUCAAGGAUAUAAAAAAUGGCAGUGACCAAGCAGUUAAUAAAUCUGAUGUAAGAAACAAGACAAAAAUCAAGCUUCAAAAAUAAAAAUCAUGGAUAAAAGUGAACCAAUCAGCUCAAACAAUGGUGAACCCAGCUCAUCAGACGCUAGCCCAUUACCUUGGCCGAGUUUGUGGAAGAAUGGCCCUCGAAGAAGUGCAUUUCAACCCUACAAGCCAAGCCCCGCUCAGAGAGAGGUGACUGUGCCCCGCCCAGCCAGUACUACAGUGAUGACCAACCUGCAGCGGGGCAACAUACAGGCAGAGACUACCCCCGCCAUUUCUGAUCUUUCCUGGUUCACACUGGCAGGCAGGGGAGACAUCACGGAGGAACAGCUCCAAGAAAUGGUGGCUCAAGGCAAGGACUUGAAUGCUGUGGAUGACGAGGGUCUGAGCGCCCUGAUGUGGGCGGCUUACCACGGACAGAUCCACACAGUCAGUGCGCUGCUGCGGGUGGACGAUGGGCGGCUGGAGGUAGACUGGGCGGGUAUGUGGGGUGAGACUGCUCUCAUGUUAGCAGCUGGCCAGGGACACCUGGAGAUCGUGAGACUGCUAGUGUCUGCUGGGGCAGACGUCAACCAUCAGGAUCAUUGUUUCACUGUGUCACAGAGUGGAGAGACAGCAUUGAUGUGUGCUACACAAGGAGACCAUCCUCAUACUGUCAGUGAACUGUUGUCCAGUGGUGCCAACCUGACUGUCAUAAACAACAAUAGACUGCACAGCCUAAGUGGAGAGACAGCAUUGAUGUGUGCUACACAAGGAGACCAUCCUCAUACUAGUGGAGAGACAGCAUUGAUGUGUGCUACACAAGGAGACCAUCCUCAUACUGUUAGUGAACUGUUGUCCAGUGGUGCCAACCUGACUGUCAAAAACAACAAUGACUGUACAGCCUAUGACAUAGCGAUAGACCACCAGUCUCUCAGAUCCAAAACUGUCUUGGAGAAGUACAUGUUGUCACUGCUUACCAUCAGCUGACAGUCUCCUGGUAAAGCUACGUCCUUAAACAGCUGAUCUUUGAUGAAUUAGUCAAAAAUUUAUCCACUCUUAAACCACGCCAUCAAGAAAAUAUCCAUACAUAAUCUAACUAAUAUAAAUUAAAAUUAUCCAUAAGUUUAAAGAAAAAGAAUAUUUCAUACUUUGCUUAAGACGUUUUAAAAUAAUUGUAACACCUGAAAAAUUUAAAAAAAGUUAAUCUUUAUUAGUUUACCUAGACAUAGGCAACAAAUUGGUUUUAACUAAUUUGUAGCCUGGAUCUAUUUUUACUAAAUUAUUUUGUAGUAGAAAAUUUAACCUAAAUAUUUUUGUGUAUUGGUACUUAACACUUAGUUUUGAUGAAUCAGAACGUUGGUGGGCCUUACUAUUUUGUAAUUCGUUACACUAAUCAUGGCUCAAAAAUCUCAAUUUUAUAUUCUAAUUUAACUCUUGGUUUUUAUUUCCGAAGUCAGUAUGAACUUGUAUAUUGUGUAAAUAAAUAGCAUUUAGUACUUUUCUCUUCCAAUAUUGUUAUAUAUUGUACAUUAAAUUAUUUGUAAUGAAAGUA
Macrosteles quadrilineatus (aster leafhopper) is the source of this 3843-nucleotide messenger RNA. Its product is annotated as ankyrin repeat domain-containing protein 50. Gene Ontology annotation, molecular function: protein binding. The coding region runs from base 2358 to 3278 and encodes 306 amino acids. The record is from RefSeq and is a predicted model, not a curated record. Lineage: Eukaryota; Metazoa; Arthropoda; Insecta; Hemiptera; Cicadellidae. The transcript has 10 exons.